Symbiodinium pilosum is the source of this 177-nucleotide messenger RNA. Lineage: Eukaryota; Dinophyceae; Suessiales; Symbiodiniaceae. The record is from the annotation of a GenBank genome assembly.
AUGUGUUUGGCUAGGGCCUUACUCCGAUCCAACGUGAUCCUCCUCUUGGAUGAGGCGACAUCUGCAGUGGACCGGGACACUGACAACCUGAUCCAGGAGACCAUCAGAACCGAGUUUUCCACUCACACGGUCCUGUGCAUCGCACACCGGAUAUCUACAAUCAUGCAUUCUGAUAGG